Messenger RNA from Aspergillus candidus, 1653 nucleotides. RefSeq names its product cytochrome P450. The transcript is spliced from 3 exons. Lineage: Eukaryota; Fungi; Ascomycota; Eurotiomycetes; Eurotiales; Aspergillaceae. Gene Ontology annotation, molecular function: monooxygenase activity; oxidoreductase activity, acting on paired donors, with incorporation or reduction of molecular oxygen; iron ion binding. The record is from RefSeq and is a predicted model, not a curated record. Bases 1 to 1653 code for a protein of 550 amino acids.
AUGGUUGUGAGGCAUUUCUACUUCCUGGGUGAGCCGCCAUCAUCUUCAAGGCCGUUGGAUGUUGACCCAUCAAGCACAUUCGGCCAACUACAAUAUCUGAUCGCGGGAUUCUUCGCCAUCGUCAGCCCGGAUGGCAUUGCUUUACAUUGUCAGGCCCCUUUGAAACGAGUCCCAGAUGUAAUCUCCACCAACUCACCCAUAGCGAUCAGCGUCGAUGGCCGGGCCAUUCGCGACGUUCCCGGGCCCAAGGGAAUCCCUUACAUUGGGAACUAUCUCGAGAUAUACCCGGACCAUCUGGGAAACCACCAACGCCUUUUCGAGCAUUUCGGACCCAUAUUUCAAACCCAUAAUUUUGGUCGGGUUGUUUAUCAUACCAAUGAUCCGGCUCUGGCAUCUAUUGCCUUUUCCGAGACUGGUUUUUUCACGAAGAGCAUCAACCAGUCUCAUCCGCUACACGGGAUCAAAAACAACGAUGCGGGGAUAUUCAUUGGUGAUACCGAGACCGACGCAUGGAAUAUGGCCCAUCGGUUCUUCCCUCCAGCGUUUAGUUUCAAAGCCGUAAGGCACUAUGCUCCGACUAUUCAAGCAAUCGUCGAGGAGUCUUUUGGAAUUUUUGACAAAUUGGAUUGUGAUGCGAGGGCGUGGAAUGUAUAUCACUACAUGCUAAAGCUUGCCUGCCAGCAGAUUGGUCGUCUGGUGCUGGGUAAGGACUUAGGGCACUUUUCAUCCGUCGAUGCCCCUCUGCAUGAGCUUGUGACUCUCUUUGGCGAAACUCUACAUCUCAACAAGAAGGUUACUUAUUGGGGAGAUUGGUAUGCCAUGCUGCCCUUUGGCGACCCGAAAAACCUCCGCCAUGUCAGAAAGCACCUCGAUAACCUUAUUGAGCUAAGCAUUGAUUCGGCAGAGUCGGGAGGCGUAGAGAAAUUGAGCUGCGAGGAUGCCGCCCUGAAGGCCGCGAAUAUCGUCGACUACGCUGUACGCGCGCGUGAUGGCAAGGAUCAAAAGUUGCCGCGCAAAAACCUCAUACAGGGCUUGGAAGUCAUAGUGGGAGCCGGAUUCACAACAACGAGUUCCCUCCUCUCAUGGCUCGUAUACAGUUUGGUAGCGUAUCCAGGGGUUCAGGAUAGAAUGUUACAGGAACUCGUGGACCACGAGAUUGACGAAACUACCCCACUAACCCCCGAUUUCAUCCGCAAGCUUUCGUUUCUGGACAACUUUCUUAAAGAAACCCAGCGUCGACACAACCCAUCCUACCAACCUGCCCGGACUGCCAAGUUCGAUCUCAUUCUUCCGGGGGCGUUCCGCGUUCCCAAAGACACGGUCAUUAUCCCUGCGCUGCAUCAUAUCCACAACAACCCUUCCAUGUGGGACAACCCGGCGUCGUUUCAACCGGACCGUUGGAAUAUUAGAGAGACCAAGAAAAGGGCCAAGGAGGCCUAUAUACCAUUUGCAGCCGGGCCACGGAUGUGUAUUGGGUAUAACCUGGCUCUCCAGGAGGUGAAGAUUAUUAUGAUAAAACUAGUGUAUCGAUACAGAUUUACUCGAGAGGGUGAUGGGGCGAUUGAAUAUGACCCAUUGCAUCAGGUUAUUGUGCCCACGAAUCUCUAUGUUCGUGCAGAGAGGCGUGAGAAAUGGCCACAGAAAAGCAACUGA